CACAGUUUGGAAAGUUUAGCUGAGUGGAUCCCACCCCUUGUACAGUGAAGGGGAAGAGAGAGGGAACAAUUCAAAGAAGGAGCUGCUGCUGAGCUGGCUUUCACGAUAAGCCUGUUAUCUGUACCCUGCAUGUAUGACAGCUGCAAGCAAACGCCAACUGCAGCCCAAGCUGGACGCACGUAGGGUCUGAGGCUGCGAGCGGGGAGACUGCACGGCGCCUCCAGGAAGGAUGUCGGUGAAGUUGAGGUUCACCUCUCCUAGCGAUGGCCUUGCCGGGGUUGGCCGCAGCCGAUCGUUUGCCGGCUUCAGCACGCUGCAAGUCCGCCAGUCCUCACAGUCGCUGAGGAGAAGCUCGGUAAAAUCAAAGCUGUCGAUCCCUUCAGAGAAAUUGUACACGUCGCUGCGGAAGGGGUCCAUCAGACUGGACCCGCAUCCCCACCAAGUCAAGAAAGUAGCUGACGCCUUAAGGAAAGGAUUAAAUGAGUACCUUGAAGAACAUCAGACCCAGCUGGAUUUCUUGGCCGGCCAGCAGAAGGACGCAAAACGCAACUCCCGGCUGGGUUACUUCUAUGAUCUGGAUAAGGAAAUUCGAUUAAUGGAAAGACACAUCCGGAAGAUGGAAUUCCACAUCAGUAAAAUUGAGGAGCUCUACGAGGCAUACUGCAUUCAUUGGAGGCUGCGGGUCGGGGCCAGUAACAUGAAGCACGCCUUUUCUCUGUCCCCUACUACCAAGGCAUCACGGGAAAGUCUCAUCGAACUGUACAGGAGCUUCCAGGAGUGCACGGUGGACAUGUGUACUAUCGAAGGAGCGUUGGAACUACAUUUGGGGGAAUUCCUCAUCAAGAUGAAAGGUCUGGUGGGUUACGCCCGGCUCUGCCCUGGAGAUCACUACGAGGUGUUAAUACGACUCGGCCGCCAGAGGUGGAGGCUAAAAGGCAAAAUAGAAACAGACGACAGCCAGAUGUGGGAUGAAGAGGAGAGGAUAUUUAUACCGAAUCUCUGCGAAAACUUUGAAAUCAAGGUCGUGGAGCUGCGUGGGUUGUCCACCAUCUCAGUUGGUGUUGUGAUGUGUGACAGUGCGGACUUCUUUACCACUCGGCCGAGAAUCAUCAUUGUAGACAUAACUGAACUGGGAACCAUCAAACUGCAGCUUGAAGUCAUCUGGAACCCGUUUGAUAGCAACAAGAUCCUGUCCACGCCCGGGCUGAGCAGCAAGCUGUCGUCAAGCGUCCGGAAAGUGUCCGUGUACCACUGGACUCCGCCCAACACGCCCAGCUUCCGCGACAAGUUCUGCCCCCAAAGUGACCUGGACAGCACCUACCCGUCCCUGGAUAAGCAUAGCCAGACCCCGUACAUACUGAGCUACCUGGCCAGCAGCGAUCUUCUCCGAGGCCGCAGAAGCGUGGAGACGGGAACAGAACUGAACAGCGUGGAGAGUCUGCGGAACCUGGAGGAGAACGAUGACGAGGCCCCCGCACACCCCAGCCCACCGUCCUCCUGCGGGGACACCCUGCCCUACUCUUCCACCCCAGAGCUGAGAAACGAGUCCCACCCCGACAGGGGCAACCCGCCGCAGAGCCACGAGACUCUGGACAUUCUAAAAGAGACGCCCAACCGCUACGCACACCAGACCACGGAGCCCGCGAGGCUGGAGUUCGAUAAAGACACCACGGCGGAGUCCAUAGAGGAGAGCCUGACCAACAUAAUCCUUCUAGAAGAGAAUCCGGGGGACGAGGAUGAGACAUCGGGAGGCACAGAAAGUGACAAGAGAGAUUCGUUAGCAAGUCGGCUGGGGGAGGUCCUAGACUUGAUCAGAUCGGAAGACGUCACCAGGCAGAAGCUGAAGGACAUGGAGCAGUCGCUCCUGAGCUUCAGCGAGAGAGUCGGGACGAGUGACCCGGCGCAGCCAUCACGUAGCUCCAUGGACAGCCUGACGGUGGAGACGGCGCUCGAGAGCUUCGACUUUCUCAACGCGGAUUUGAGCGCAGACGACAUGUCGGUAUUUGGCAGCGUCCGCGCUCACAGCAAGAGUAACGGGACCGUCAGCGAGCCCGCUGUCCGGUCCUUCUCUUGUAGCACUGAAGUGGACCACGGCGGGCAGAGCACGGGACACCAGGACCUGGACACCCUCCUGUCCAUCCACCUGGAGAUCUGUAAAGCACUGCUGAAGAAACUGACAUCCCGGAACACGGCGCGGAUCAUUCAGAACCAUCUUGUGGAGGAACUGUCCUGGCAGAGAGAAGUGCUGCAGGAUUUGUCUAUCAUCUAUUUCCAGAAGGCGGAGGAGAAGGUGUCCAUUGAGCACAUCUUCCCCAAGACCAAAAAGAUCCGACAUUUCCUGAAGCUGUGGGAGAGCUGUACGCAGCCGGAGUGCCUCUGGUUCUGCUCGGCGGAGACCUUCCUCAACCGACUCAAGAAAAUGUUUGUGAUGAAGAUCAAAGGGAAGUGUCCGGGACAGCUGGAGGCAGUUUUCCGGAGGACGUUAGAGCAGAUGUUCAGUUUCGGAGGGAUCAUGAGCUCUGGCGAGAUUCCAGACAACGUCAUCUCCAUCUUUCUCUUCUAUGGGUACCUGCGGCGAUACCAUGUGGUGGAUCUGGAGAAACACUUUGCUGCGCUCACCAGGGAAGUCACGCUGAUAGGGGAUCUACAGCUCCCCGGGAGGCUCAAGAAGAUUAAAAAACUAAAGGCAAAGAAAAUUGCCCGUCUCCAGCCUCUGCCGCAGUUCCUCAAGUUGGUCGCCCCCUUCCAGAUAGACGAAAACCUCAAGCUGUGCAAAACCGCCACCAACUUCUUCUGCCGGGCGUCCGCCAACAAACACUUCAAGCAGAAGGCCUUGCUGUACUACACUGAACUCUUAUCUGACAGCGAUCCCAAACUUCAGAGAUCUGCCUGCCUGGCCCUUAAACAUCUAGGGGGGACGGCCAGCAUUGACCAGAUUGCCUGUUUGUGUCAGUCGGAAGUGGAGGAGGUCCGGAACACUGCCAGGGAGACCAUUGUGUCCUUCGGUCAGAGAGGGCGACAAGUCUUCCGGAAGACGGACAAGAUCUGCCGCGAGCUCCAGGAGACGCUGACGCUGGACGGCGAGAUAGAGAUCACGGUGUUCUGAGACCGGAAGGGACUGCGUGUAACAUUCCC
Messenger RNA from Nanorana parkeri, 3135 nucleotides. RefSeq names its product family with sequence similarity 65 member C (gene RIPOR3). NCBI's taxonomy places the organism in Eukaryota, Metazoa, Chordata, Amphibia, Anura, Dicroglossidae. The transcript has 23 exons. The coding region runs from base 230 to 3106 and encodes 958 amino acids. The record is from RefSeq and is a predicted model, not a curated record.